Molecule: messenger RNA, 5136 nt
Organism: Sitodiplosis mosellana (orange wheat blossom midge)
Lineage: Eukaryota; Metazoa; Arthropoda; Insecta; Diptera; Cecidomyiidae
Product: CWF19-like protein 1 homolog
Exons: 7
Coding region: 3429-5003 (524 amino acids)
Biological process (GO): mRNA splicing, via spliceosome
Cellular component (GO): post-mRNA release spliceosomal complex; extracellular region
Molecular function (GO): RNA lariat debranching enzyme activator activity; chitin binding
Source: RefSeq, a predicted model, not a curated record
GGACACAGGUGCAACGAUAAAUUUGGAAACCAGCACAACGGUCGCGUUAAAAAUGAGCACUGAAACGGAACAAAGCUCAUCGACAGUUCAAAGUAGUGUGUUAAACGACACAUAUUCCUCGCUUGGCGAUUCAAACAUCGGCUUCACCGAAAAUAUUUCAAAUGAUUCGAAUAUUUUGAGUACAACGGAAGCUAGUUCGACUCAAGGAAGUACCACCGAAGUUCAACUUGGAUUGAAUACAACUCUUCAUGAAGCAAGCGCUUCGAAUGAUUUAAUAAUAAUCACAGCGACGCCAGUUCCCAAUCUUCCAAGCAGCGAUACCACUCCAGCCGAUGUUUUUGAAAACAACCCCGAACAUUCAAACAAUACGACUUUAACGCCUGAAUUUGCCUCAACUCCCGAAUCUUCUACAACGAUCAAAACGACUACGACAGAAUAUGCAUCAAGUUCUCCAACCGAUGGUCAAAAUGCUUACAAUUCAACUGUUCCGAGCAACGACUCUUCAGAAGCUACAACGAAAACUCCACAGACCAACAGUGAUGGCCAAAUUUUGAGUACUAUUCGCAAUGAUAACGCAACCGAUGCAACAACUAUUGCAAAUUAUAACUCAACUGAUGCUGUUACUUUCUCAACGAUGCCUUCUCAAAGUGAUCUCGCCGAGGGAAGCAAUUUACAGAAGGAUUCAUUGAUAGGCUCAAAUCUGAAUGAGACUAAACCAUCGACUGACAACAGUACAACAGAAGUGCUAGUUGAUUCUACUGAAACGGUUGUAAAUUUCACAUCAAUAGAUAGAGCAACUGAACAAGAAACCACAGCCAACGCGCUUGAUGCUUCAACGGAACUGACAUCGAACAUCAAUUCUGCGACGGAGGUAGACACUUCACCGACCUAUGCUGCAGAUUCUAAGAAGGACACCAUGGAAAAUAUGGAUUCACGAACAUUAAAACCAACUGAAAGCGCCCAAAUUUCAACUGAAAAAACAUCAAACACAUCAGAAGCACCUUUAUCACCGUCUUCACUUGGACAUGAAGAAAAUAGCACCAUCGAAAAUACGACGCUGCUGGAAAAUACCACCAGACAAGAUGAAAUAAAUUUUACUGCAUUCAUUUCUCCCACGCCACGUGGUGAAGAUGAACUAUUAGGUCAAGCACAAACCGAAGCAGCACCAAUCAUUGCAAAUGAUUAUCAUUUGUCUGAAGAACCACUCGAUAGUACCACCACACAAGUGAAUGAAGAACAGAAUUCAACUGAGUUCACCAGUUUUGAUAAGACCACGUCGAAUAUUGUUACUGAAACAAGCACCUCCCUUCCGGAAUCCCCGACACAAGCUGAUGCUUUAACAACACUUGAAAGUGCAUCAUUGGUAAGCUCAGAUAAAUAUAUAUCAACAACUUCCUCUUCUAAUGCAUCGCUAGCGAUAAAUACAACAACGGAUGAAAAUGUGAUCGAAAGCACAACAACCGCGCAAAUUCAACAGGACUCAAAUAAUUCGAAUGAAAAUGUUACGCUCGAAAAUGCAUCUCUUCGUCCUGAAAACACGUCAGCUAAUGGAAAUGGUACUGUUUUAACAGAAUCAAGCACAUUGCCUGAUCACACUUCACAUUUUCCUUCUGAUAGCACUCUGGGUGAUUCACUUGUAACUCCAAAAGUCAACGAAAACGAAUUCAAUCCAUUAGAUCAGAAGAAGGAGAACGAUUCAACAACGAGCGAAUCACUUGCUUCGACCACAACACCAAUUACUGAAGCAGAAACGAUAGUUUAUGUUCCAUCAAAUUCCAGUGAAGAUGAGAAGCAAUCCGAUGAAAGGACAACAACUCGUAAUGAAGAUGAUGCUUUCACUAACCCAAGUGAGCUUGAUCCAUCUUCAACGGAAAUAAGCUCAUUGACAAGUGAAACUUUACCUUCCGGUUCAAAGAGUAUUCUGAAUGAUUCAAUCACUCUCGAGACAAUCGAUCAACAACUGGAGAGCAAAUUGACAAAUUCGUCAACGGACUCGAGCACAUUGUCAAAUCAAACGCAAAAUUCUGAUGUUGAACAGCCCCAAAGUGAAUUAUUGCUUUCUUCAGAUUUGACCGAAAAUCCAGAACUAAGAAAUGAUGCCACAACAAACGAUCCAAUUAUUUUGAAUUCAACAACAGUUUAUGAUCAAGAAUUUACAACUGAUGAACCAGCAUCCAAUACACCGGAACAUUUGAAGCCAGAGACAUUUCAAAGUACAUCACAAAAUGUUCCAAAUUCAUCACCGUUUCCUCGAAGCGACGAAAUCGAGCCAAGUAGUACUUCAAAAAAUGAUUUGGUGGUUGAUACAGUAUUGGGAAGUAGUACUGAAAUUCCAUUCACUUCAAUUGCAACAGAAAAUAUAGAUUCAAUGGUGUCGGAGACAACAAACGCAGCGCCUAAUUCAAAUGCAACGACAGUGUCUGAUCCAGAAACAACGACUUUUACUUCAACAACAAUUGACGAUUUGAUAACGGCAUCACAAAAUACGCCAGAAGCUUCCACAACAACGCAGCCAAAUACAAAUAUUGAAACGACAAAUCAAAGCAGCGAUGCUACAAUUGAAGAGAGCUCAGAGAAAGAAGAUACAACAACAAACGAAAGUAUCACCUUGGAAAAUAUUUCUGAAGUGGUGCAAAGUAAUUCGACUUCAAAUAAUGUUGCUUCACCUGCUGCAAGCGAAACGGCUUCAUCUUCUGAAAAUGAUGAAAAUCCACCAACCACCCCGAGCUUAUUGGAUUUAUUGACAACAACUUGGUGGCCAAGUACAACGGAAAAUGAAACCAAAAAAGAAGUUAAGUCGACGGAAUCGACCUCAACGCAAUUGACUUCUACGAUAGUAGCUUCGACCGAAACAACAUCAACGGAAUCGACUUCCAUCGUCACCACAACUGAAAUACAAAAUUCUACUAGCAUUCCAAUUAGCACCACCCCAUCAAAUGCUGUACAAGCGGUAGAGUAUUCAAAUACAUUUCAUAAUCCGUUCGUUGAUUUGGAAGUCGAAAAAAUUCCAGGCAAUAUACACCCAUUCAUAAAUAUGCACGUAAAACGAAAUGCUCUUCUCAAAAUGAAUUUCACGGGAGAUUGCUGCUGAAUACCGUGGAAAAAACGGUCAUCAAAUCCAUAGAGGAAUAUUUUAGUUUAUUUGAAGUAAAAUUAAGCUUGAAAUUCAAUUUUAAAAAUGUAACAAUAAAUGCCAUAUAUAAUAAAAUCUAUUGAAUAAACUUUGCAACGUUUGAAAUUGGUUUUGAUUUAUUGGUGUAUCGAACGAGUAAAGAAAGCUUUGAUAUUUUGUCAAUAGAUGGCGUUGGAUGGUCAAAAGUGUGUCUCUGCCCGAAGUGUCAAAAUGACGAACGUCAAACGUUGCUUAAACGAAUGGAUACAAACAACACACACCAUACACAAUUUGCGUGUUUAUUUUGACCAGGAAAAUGGAUGGAAAGCAUAAAAUUUUGGUGUGCGGUGAUGUGCGAGGCAACUUCAAAGUGCUUUUCAAUAAAAUACAGAAUAUCAAUCAAAAAUCGGGCCCGUUCGAUUUGCUGCUUUGUGUUGGUGAUUUUUUCGGAGCAGACAACGGCAAAUUGGAAGCAUACAAAAAUGGAAAUCUCAAAAUAAAUGUACCGACGUACAUUCUUGGACCCAGCAACUCGGCGCAUUCAAAGUAUUUUGAGAAUUUAGACGAUGGUGAAAUCUGUCCAAAUUUGACGUAUCUCGGGCGACGUGGUCUGUACACCGUGUCAUCGGGCUUGAAAAUUGCUUAUGUCAGCGGAACUGAGUCAACCGAUUCGGAAUCGGAUUCAAUAUCUAAUUUCAAAGUGGAAGAUCUAAAAGCAGUGGUCAACGCGUGUUUGGCCAGCAAUCACACAGCUGGAGACUAUCGAGGUGUUGACAUUUUGAUCACUUCACAAUGGCCAAGUGGCACACAGGAAGAUGCUAAAAAUACAUCAGACCUGUUGGCCUGGCUGUCAGCUGAAAUUAAACCUCGGUAUCAUUUUUGCGGUUUGAACGAUUUAUACUUCGAACCAUCACCAUAUAGAAAUGUGGCAAGACCAAACAGUCAAUUUGAGUUGGCCACACGGCUUAUUGCCUUGGCAAGCGUUGGUAAUGCAUCGAAAGAGAAAUUCAUCUACGCACUGAAUGUCACUGCCGUUGAUAAAAUGCGGGUGACCGAUUUGAUUCAGAAGACAACAAAUGAAAUUCCAUGCCCAUAUGAUUCCAUGAAGUUUUCCAUUGGUGGCGUUAAGUUGGCGAGUACUGAACAAAGUAAUCAGUACUUCUAUGAUUUCGAUUCGACGGGCGAGCAUCAACAUCGAAAACGAGGCAAAUUUAAUCAGGACGGUGGUCAUCAACAGAAGCGGCCACGGCAACCAAAUAUCGAUCAAGAAAAAUGUUGGUUUUGUUUGUCGUCUCCAUCGGUGGAAAAGCAUCUGGUCAUAACGAUUGGUGACAGUUUUUAUCUAGCCCUGUCCAAAGGUCCAAUCAAUCAAUAUCAUGUACUCAUAUUAUCGGUCACCCACAUUCAAAGUGUCGCUCUGUUGUCCGAAGAUGACUUUGCCGAAUUGGAAAAAUUUAAAUCAGCACUUCGACAAUUCUUUGCCAGUAAAAAUCAAGUGGUGAUGUUCUUUGAACGCAAUUACAAGAGUGGUCAUUUGCAUAUAAACGUGUGUCCCAUUGACAAGUCGAUCGCAUGGAAGAUAAAGAACUCAUUUGAGGACAAAGCCGAAGAAUACAAUUUAACCUUGGAAACGAUACCAAAACUUGGCGAACCAACGCAGUUACCUGAUCGUGGUGCGUACUUUGUGGCCGAAUUACCAAACGAUGAAACACUGCUGUGCCGGCAAAUGAAACAGUUUCCCAUCAAUUUUGGUCGCGAAGCGAUUCUACUCACCGAAGAGAAUGGUGACGAUAAAAUCAACUGGCGUGAUUGCCUAGUGUCCAAAGAAACGGAAAUUGAAUAUGUUAAAAGUUUUCGCAAUGAAUUCAAACCAUUUGAUUUCACUGCUUAAAUCGAUUGAUUUGUAUCUUGUAUUUUAUGAAACCUGAAAUUGAUUUUGCGAUUUUUAAUUAAGAAAAACCAAGAAGAAUUUUGACAAAUGAAGAAGAGCACAAAUUAAAAGAAGACCUUUUUUUCAUUGGAAA